UCCUCCUCUGUACUUUUUCUGCCUGCUUUGAGGGGCUGAGGGUAGUGACUCCAGGGUGAGUAAGUGUGGAUUACUGACCGUGGGCAUGCCUGCUGCAAGACCCUGUGUGAGCUGCUGAAGAUCAGAUGUUGAACAAGAUGUCUUCGCUUGGACUGUGGCUUGGUGUGCUGGUGGGCCUGUGCAUCGGGCACUCACAUGGAUGGUUUUGGUAUGAUGACUCAAAGGACAACAGCGAGAGCACUCCAACACCAGCCUAUGUGACUACUUUAGGCACAACUCUUCCAACAACAGUACCUACAAGUAAACCCUUGAGGACAGAAGGCACAGAUGCUUCCGGUGUGGAUGUCCUUGCAAAGGGUGAGGAGAUGGGGAGUGGAGGGGGAUCUAGAGUUGGUUCAGCCUUGAAUGAGCAGUCAAAGCCUGAGGUAGAACAUGGUUCUGUGUUAAAUGCUGACUCUGGAUCUGGAUCAUUGUCUGUUUCUGUGUCUGGCGUUGACCCUGAAUCUGGGCCUACACUUAAACCUGCCAAUGGGUCCCCUCUGUGGGAAAAUCAGGAAGUCAACAAUGUUCAAGCCAAUUUAUCUAUUGGUAUGGAUAAUAACCGUGUUCUUGCGGCGGAUACUGAGCUGGAGAAGAAUCUGACCAAAGUGGAUCUCUCUCAAAUGGAUGAAGACCGUGGAAAUGUUUCUGCUUCACCAGAUGACCUCAUUACGACAGUUUCGCUCUCACAGCUGAUUGGUUACCCUCUUCCUGAAGGCGUCACCAAAAGUUAUGACCCAGACUCUUCAGGCUUUGUGUUCGAUCAGAACUCCAAGACCGGUCAGCUGGCCCGUGCGCACCUGCCCACAUCUUUUUUCCGUGACUUCUCCCUCCUGUUCAACGUGAAGCCCACUUCCACCAAAGCUGGAGUCAUCUUCUCAAUCACUGACACCAACCAGAAAAUCAUGUAUGUGGGGGUGAAGCUUUCAGCCGUGGAGAACGGAAAGCAAAAAAUUGUCCUGUUCUACACUGAGCCAGACUCCCAGGCAUCCUAUGAGGCUGCAAGCUUCACUGUUCCCUCCCUUGUCAACUACUGGGCUCGUUUCUCUAUCAGUGUGAUGGAUGAUAAAGUCACCCUGUACCCCAGUUGUGACUCCGAGCCCAAGGUGCUCCCCUUUGAGCGUUCUCCAGAUGAAAUGGAGUUGGAAUCAGGAGCCGGGAUCUUUGUGGGUCAAGCUGGAGGAGCUGAUGAUGAUAAGUUUGUGGGUAUUAUUGGAGAUUUGAAGGUGGUUGGAGACCCCCAUGAGGCUGAACGGUAUUGUGAGGAAGAAGAGGAUGAUUCCGAUGGAGCCUCGGGUGAUUAUGGAAGCGGUGAUUACAAAAACAAGCACACAGCCUCGACCACAAGUCAACCUUCCAAUCCCCUACAGCAGCCACCAGUAAAACCUACUGUGGUAACAGUGAGCAAGGACGUGCCCAAAGGCUCAGUUGAUGGCUAUGGACGAAUUUCUGGCUCAUAUCCUGAUUCUCAUCGAAUGUCUGGCUCACACGGUAAUUCUGGACGAUCAUCUGGCACAAAUGACUAUUCUUCUGGCACUUAUGACAAUUCACACCGAACAUUUGGCUCAUAUGACAAUUCUCAACCAACAUCUGACACACAUGAUGAUUCCUGGCAUACAUCUGACUCAGCCGCUGGCACACGGACUUCAGUUUUGAACCAAGAUAACAAGCGAACCUCAGACCGAACUGCCGAUUCAGGGCGAAUUUCAAGCUCUGGGAAGGUAACAGGUUUGUCUGAAAGCUCCCGACAUACAUAUACUGUGAGUACCGGUGGCCGAGGAGUUUCUGGCUCCAGUGCUGAGAGAGGCAAGUCUGUGGAGCUCAGGCCUGGGACUUCCAGCUCCCAAGUGCUAGCAGCUGCAGGAGCAAAAGGUGAGAAAGGAGAGAGAGGACCCAAAGGAGACCGUGGUCCUGCGGGGCCCAAGGGGGAGGCAGGGUCCAUGACCGGAUCUGGAGGAGGUGCCAAAGGAGAGAAAGGCAGCCUAGGAGAAAAGGGAAUGAAGGGUGCUGCAGGAUUUGGCUAUCCUGGGGUAAAGGGUGAUCAAGGACCUCCUGGUCCACAAGGUCCUCCUGGUCCUCCCGGGCCCAGUGCUGACGUUGUGGAGAGGGGAGACGGCUCGGUAGUAGUACAAGGACCAAGAGGACCUCCAGGGCCAGCGGGGCCUGCCGGGCCUGAAGGAGAACCUGGUGACCCUGGUGAAGAUGGAAGUGCUGGACCAGCCGGACCACGCGGUUUCCCAGGAACCCCUGGAGAUCCUGGAGCUAAAGGAGAAAAAGGUGACCGUGGUGAAAGUGUUCCCGGACCCAGGGGACCACCAGGACUUCCAGGACCUCCAGGACCUCCCUCUCGCUCAGACAGCCCUACGUUUUUGGACAUGGAGGGCUCUGGCUUUGGUGAUCUAGAGGGUGUACGGGGACUGCCUGGUAUUCCUGGUCCUCCUGGUCCACCUGGCCCACCCGGACCCCCAGGACCUGUAGGUCUCACUAAUGUUUCACAUGCUACUGUUUCUGGUGUGUCUGGACCUUCUGGUCCACCUGGAAAGGACGGCGCUCCAGGACAACCGGGACUUCCAGGCCUCCCUGGUACUGAGGGAAAACCCGGCCUGCCUGGCCCUAAAGGAGAGAAGGGUGAUACCGGCGAGCUCGGCUUACCUGGAGUUGUGGGAGAAAAGGGUGCACAGGGGCUUCCUGGUUAUCCAGGAGCACCCGGACAGACUGGCCUCGCUGGCCUUCCAGGACCAAUGGGACCUGUGGGACCACCUGGGCCUCCAGGGCCGAGCUACCAUGCUGGAUUUGACGACAUGGAGGGUUCAGGUGUAAACUUUUUCGGUGGCGUGCCUGGAGUCAGAGGACCUGAAGGCAAACAGGGUCCACCUGGUCUACCAGGUCAGCCUGGUAUACCUGGGCAGAAAGGAGAGAAAGGCAGCGAGGGGCUUCCGGGAAUAUCUGGCCAUCCUGGACUUGAUGGAUUUCCUGGACCACAGGGAGCGCAGGGAGAGCGUGGAUUUAAAGGAGAAAGAGGUGAUCCAGGUCGUGAUGGUGUUGGCCAUCCAGGCCUUCCAGGACCACCUGGACCUCCAGGACAAAUUAUCUAUCGGUCUGCAGAUGGUUCUGGCAUCCCUGGUCAAGCAGGAUUCCCAGGACCAAUGGGACCGAAGGGUGAGAGAGGAGACCCAGGUGCUCCAGGAAAUGGCAUUAAGGGUGAGAAAGGGGAACCUGGUGUGGUUAUUGGACCUGAUGGAAGUCCUCUAUUUCUUGGUGCGACAGCUGGGCAAAAAGGGGAGAGGGGACCUGCUGGAUCAGUUGGACCUCCUGGACCAUAUGGUCCUCCCGGCAUGAAGGGUGAGAUCGGAAUGCCAGGCAGGCCUGGUCGGCCAGGUAUACUUGGAAGUAAAGGAGAAAAAGGAGAGUCGGGCUCAGGAUACAGUUAUCCUGGUCCACCUGGGCCUCCAGGUCCUCCAGGUCCCCCGGGACCCCUAGCAUACCCUUCAGCUGUGGACAGAUUUGGUAGAUAUGAAGACUCUAGAACAGUGUACCCAGGUGCGAAAGGAGAGAAGGGAGACCGUGGGGUCCCUGGUCUUCCUGGGACACCAGGCAACUUUGACAUUUACACUCUGAAGAACGAGCUGAAGGGUGAGCGUGGAGACACAGGACUGAAAGGAGAGAAGGGUGAGCCAGGUGUACAGUACGGUUCUCACUACGGAGGCGUGCAGGGACCACCAGGACCUCCUGGUCCUCGUGGAGAUUCAAUCAGAGGGCCUCCUGGUCCACAGGGUCCACCAGGACCUCAGGGUGUUGGUUAUGAUGGCCGUCCAGGAAACCCAGGACCACCAGGACCUCCCGGGCCACCUGGUUCACCCUCAUUACCUGGCGCCCACAGACCUACAGUCAGCAUUCCUGGCCCUCCUGGUCCUCCUGGUCCACCUGGGUUGCCUGGCCAGAAUGCUGGAGUGACAAUACUGAGAACGUUUGACUUAAUGCUCGCAACAGCACAGAGACAACCAGAGGGUGCUCUCAUCUACAUAAUGGACAAAAGCGAUCUCUAUGUCAGAGUGCGUGAUGGCGUCAGACAAGUCAUGCUUGGGACUUAUAACCCCUUCUACAGAGAUUCACACAAUGAGGUGGCAGCGGUACAGCCUCCCCCAGUAGUGCAAUACUCACAGAGCCACUCAGCAAAUAAUGGAGCAGAGCAUUACUCCCAUGUUGACUCUCCAAUCCGGCAGCCAGAUAGCCACGGGAGCGAGCAUUCUCAGCCAGCCAUUGAUCCACAGUACAACACACACUACUCCUCACACCCAGACACCAGGUACCCACCUCACCCUGACUACAGAUUUCCGGCACGCACUGAUCGACCGUACAUCCCUGUACAGCCAGAGAGGUAUCCCAUCCCCCCAGUCCUCAGACCCAGCACACCCAUCCAUCAGCCUGAGGAUCAUGUACACACAUCGGGACCAGGGCUGCAUCUGAUCGCCCUGAACAGCCCUCAGGUGGGGAACAUGAGGGGCAUCCGUGGCGCAGACUUCCUGUGCUUCCAGCAGGCACGCGCUGCCGGCCUGAAGGGAACAUUUAGGGCUUUCCUGUCCUCCAAACUGCAGGAUCUCUAUAGCAUCGUUCGCAAAUCUGACAGAAACACACUGCCCAUUGUCAACCUCAAGGACCAAGUGCUGUUCAGCAGCUGGGAAUCGCUGUUCGGUGAUUCAGAGGGCAGGUUGAAGACCAGCAUACCCAUAUAUUCAUUUGAUGGCAGAGAUAUCCUCAGGGACAGUGCUUGGCCAGAGAAGAUGAUCUGGCAUGGCUCCAGUGGUAAGGGUCACCGUCAAAUGGAUAACUACUGUGAGACGUGGAGGACGUCGGAUCUCGCCGUGAUGGGUCUGGCCUCAUCUCUGCAGGCUGGCCAGAUCCUACAGCAGAAACCCAGCAGCUGCUCCAACAACUUCAUAGUGCUGUGUAUCGAGAACAGCUACAUCACACAGUCUAAGAAGUAAAUGAUCCAUCAGUCCUAUAUAGUGCAGACCACAUUAGGUUAACUGUCUGGGCAGAUUUUAAAUUUUUUCCAAUUUUCUACUCUGUUUAUAACAUGAAAAACAAAAAGAAAUUUAAAAGACAGGGCCUGGGUCUGCAUCGCAGAGAGGCUGCCCGCUGUCCUCUGGUUCCUUUUAUAAUGCCAACAAGACAGGCUGUUGGCGCUGUCUCCCGGCAUUGGCACAUAUUUUCUAGGAGGGGUUUGAACCAGAGAGGACAGGAAAUGCAGAGAGGCAGGGUUUUCAAUUGUAUUUUCCAUAUAAAAUUGUAUAUGACAUGUUUGUUGUUCCUGUUGGUUUUUAUGUUUCUUUAUUAAAAAAAAAAAAUGUCUUAAGUGGUAUAUUUAACCAAGUUUUAGCUACAUAUUUUUGUGUAACACUGUUUUUCAUUUAUUGCUUCCAUUUUCAUUCGAGGAUUUUUGAAAAUUAAGGGGCAGACAUGUCUAAAACCAUUUUAGAUUUUACAAAGAGAGUAAAUAUUUAUUUUGUGCUAAAAACAAACAAACAAAAAAAAAACCUAAAUCAUGAAUUUGAAACAUAGAAUACUGUUUUAUUCUAUUUUAGCCAGCACUUUUUUUUGCAGGAUAUGGCUUGUAUAUACAUAGAUAAAAGUGUGAACCUAAAAUAGUCUUUUCCCAAACCAUGCCCACAAAAGACUAGUUUUGUGACGCCUUGAAUAUUUCAGUAUUUAGCCCCUGAAAUACGUUUUUUACUGUAUUUUUUUUUUCCAAACAAAUGUCUAUUGUAUGUAGACUAUGGGAUCAAAAUUAUAUGAAAUAUGAUCAGUGGAAAAUUAAUAUGGACUUUAUUCUCUGUGUUAAUGUUUUUGUUCAUUCCAGACCAUUUAUACAGGAAAUGUUUAAAAAAAAAAAAAAAAAGAAAA
Messenger RNA from Ictalurus punctatus (channel catfish), 5943 nucleotides. RefSeq names its product collagen type XVIII alpha 1 chain a (gene col18a1a). The record is from RefSeq and is a predicted model, not a curated record. Gene Ontology annotation, molecular function: protein binding. NCBI's taxonomy places the organism in Eukaryota, Metazoa, Chordata, Actinopteri, Siluriformes, Ictaluridae. The transcript is spliced from 41 exons. Bases 126 to 5024 code for a protein of 1632 amino acids.